AUGGUGUGGCCGUGGCGCGUUCAUUGGGCUAAUUCAAAGUCCUCAAAUCUACACGUGUUCCCGGGGUUUUUGGGAUCUGCCCGCUGCGAUAUUCUCCUGCCAUCCGGCUUUGCGGGGCGUGAGUAUAAACAAGUAACCACGGUUCAAAGAAAUACACAAAGCAACCAGCACGGCAGUGUAAAAACAUUUGAAUCGGUAUUGACAAAGGCUUCUGGUGCUCGCCCUUCCCCAGAGAGGUACACAGCCGCGAGCUCGACAUUCAGGGCCAGUCGGGGCGACCGCCUCGAGAUCCAGCUGGAGAAAGACCCUCAAGCGGCGGAUGUGGUAUUCUUCAGGAGAUUUCCAGACGACUGGAGGUAUGUGAGUAACAACGCUGCGACGACCAGACUUCCCCUGACAGUGGAUCCCGUCUCACCCGCUCACAAUGGAGUUUACCUUCUUGGGAACUCCGGAACAGGUCGAUGGGGCAAGAAUACUGAAAGCGAAAUUGGAUCGAACGGAGCCUACUUUCAUCUAGCUGUGCGGGACUGUGAGGCUGAUAGAUAUGGAUGGAACUGCGAAUCAUGGUGUCCCGACUGUGAGAACGGGGGCAUCUGCCAUCCACUGACUGGCACAUGCAUUUGUCCUCCAGGGUACAGCGGUUCAACGUGUCAAACUGCUUGUAGCAAGGGCAAGUUCGGCUCACGUUGCCAGUUGGAGUGUACGAAGGCAAGUCUAGGGUUCGAUUUACCUCGAGAAGGAAGCUGCCACCACUUGACGAUCUGCCUUCCUGAUCCUUAUGGGUGCUCCUGCGCUGCUGGUCACACAGGCCCGUUGUGCGAACAGCGAUGCAGGAGGGGGAGCUAUGGCGCAGGGUGCACUCUGAGCUGUGAAAGCUUCUGUGAAAACGGUAACUGUGAUCCUGCGACUGGAAAGUGUAAUAGCGGCUGCAAGAGGCACGUCCCAUGCAAUGACGAUGGCAGCGUUUUGGACCUGCCUCGACUCUCGCGACCGCCAGGCAUCACGGGCGUGACCAGCACUUCUGCCCAGGUAGUCUUCUCUCCGUGGCACAGAGAUACGGACGACGGGUCUUCUGCCUUCCCCAUUACAGGCUAUCGCGUCCGUUACAGGACAGACCAGGACGCAGACUGGCAGGAGGCUGACAGUUCAGACUCUCAUGGUGGUGGUAAGUGGGAGAAGGAAAGUAUGGGGGUGACAGACCAGGGAGGAGCUAGAGUAACAAUGAUAAGAUAAAAAGGAGUUGGAAGG
Molecule: messenger RNA, 1248 nt
Organism: Penaeus monodon (black tiger shrimp)
Lineage: Eukaryota; Metazoa; Arthropoda; Malacostraca; Decapoda; Penaeidae
Product: tyrosine-protein kinase receptor Tie-1-like
Exons: 7
Coding region: 1-1233 (410 amino acids)
Molecular function (GO): protein binding
Source: RefSeq, a predicted model, not a curated record